Messenger RNA from Colletotrichum orchidophilum, 339 nucleotides. Its product is annotated as major facilitator superfamily transporter. Lineage: Eukaryota; Fungi; Ascomycota; Sordariomycetes; Glomerellales; Glomerellaceae. The record is from RefSeq and is a predicted model, not a curated record. The coding region runs from base 1 to 339 and encodes 112 amino acids. The transcript has a single exon.
AUGUUCUGCUGGGCGGCGGUCCGUAGUAUCGCCGAGUUAUACGUCUUCGCCUUUUUCUAUGGGCUUGCCUCGGCGGCAGCCAUGGGCUUGUUCGCCGGCACGGUGCCGUCGCUUACCAGAGACAUGGACAAGAUUGGAACUAGAGUGGGCAUGAUACUGACUCUAAUAAGUUUCGGUCCGUUGACGGGUCCAUCCGUGGCCGGCGCCUUGAUCGCACGCACGGGGGGAAGUUAUCUGGCAGAGCAGAGCUGGGCUGGGGCGUCGCGGUUGGUGGGUACAGCGGCCUUGAUUGCGGCUCGAGUCAUCACGUCAGGAUUCCGUAUAAAGGUAAAAAUCUGA